Dicrocoelium dendriticum is the source of this 2358-nucleotide messenger RNA. The record is from the annotation of a GenBank genome assembly. NCBI's taxonomy places the organism in Eukaryota, Metazoa, Platyhelminthes, Trematoda, Plagiorchiida, Dicrocoeliidae.
GACCCAUCAAGAAGUCGGAGCACUUCUAUCAACUCCUGGAUCGACGACCUGCUCAAAAAGGAAUACUUACGGGAUUCAUCCUAUCGUUCCAGUCCCACUUGAACCUGAACUUGAACUUUCCACGUGGCAGAUUCGACGCUCCGGUGCCAUACUUAUCUAGCUUUUUAGCUGAAAUAAGGUGGAAAAUAGUGUUUGAAGAGACACUUGAAACGAAAUUUGACUAUUGUCAAAGUUUCUCUAAUCCAAGAUAUCUUGGAUCGAUUAAAGUGGUAGUGGCCAAAGCGUCUUUGACGCUUACUGGUGCCUCCGGACCUCAACGAUUUAGACCUAAUACUGUCCCAACGAGUCGUUCAGGAAGCAACAUUAUUGUGGUUCUUCCUUAUGUCCUGAUGCCAAUGGAUUGAGUCUGCUUCUUAAGUAGAGGCUUCCCUUGAUUUCUCUCACUUCAAGACCAUGAACUGAAAGCAUAUUUUUCGUCGCACAUACUGCGCUUUUGCGCUAUUUGGUUUUUCCAAGACUAUUAGCCGUUAGUCCUGUCAUUCUUCGUCCUUUGGUCAUUCAAUGUUUCAAACUCCUGACGGUAUAAAUACACUUGGUGACAAUUUGGCCAUACAUUCAGCCGAAGUCCUCAUCAGUCAGUUCACAUAACCUUGGUAGAUGGGGGUAUCGCUCGCUUCCACUUUUCUUUAUCAUAGCCUGUGCCAGCCUAGCCCAUAUGUUUGUACCCUAAUGCCUCUUCCUUCAAUGUACAUGGGUCUAUGAUCUCGGCCGCUUACUUUUACAGUUGUACCUACAAUUGAUUUCAAAGGGUUAAUCGUUUGCGCACCCUCACUUUUGGUUGAUUUUUCAUGUUUCAACUUUGGAACGCAUACGAUCUUCUUUGUGUACAGUACCCUUUGUUCCAGCUGAAAGGCACACUGACUCCUUUUUGUGGGUGUACGCAAAUAUCGGUUUCUGUCGACUCUUUCGCGUCACCUAAACCAUGGUACCUAUGCAACCACCUUUUCAAAGUUUUUGUUUGUCUCCGUCCUGGGUCAAAUCUUGUUCGACUUACCUGUAGCCAUUUUUGUGCCUAUGUUAGAUUAAUAUAUGCCGCUCCACCGGAUGAGACCUUUAUUGUUCAACCUGUCUACGUCACUUGUUCUGAUGAUGAUGGUUCAUUUCAAACCCCAGUUGGUACCAGUCCAGGAACAAUUGAUAGCGCUUUCAAGAAGAUCGGUUUAGGCUUGCGCAUCUUACAGUCGUUGACGGCAGAAAGCUUUUACCUGGAAUUUGGAAAACGAUACACUUUCACCUGCACCGAUUCGACGCGAAACACUGGUUCUGGAUCCCGUGUAUCUUGUUAUCUUCAUCGGUCUGUCAUGACACGUGAGGAAAUGUAUACUUGUUCGCCCAUUAAUGUUUGGUCUAGAAUCGCGCGUGAAUUGCACGACGUCUAUCCACAUCAAUUCGAAAAGACAAAGUGGGUUGCUUUCUUAGCCUGCACGCGUUAUCAUCCUCCUUCAAAGCUGAAUGUUGAAAAUUAUGAAGAGAUGGUUAUACACACGAAGGCUAAUUAUGCCUUAGGCACUGGUGGUUUGGCCCUUGUUGGCACGGGUACUUUGCACGCAUGGCCGGAGGCUUUAGAUGACUUGGACGUUGUGUUGCGCGAUACGCGACGGUUGGACUACACUGGCACCAUGGAUGACACGGCGUACCGACACACUUUUUGGGCCGCUUUUGCUACCGGUCUCGGGACGGUGUGGCACGAACUCGGUCACUGUUUUGGGCUUGAUCACACCGCCGAUGGAAUUAUGAACCGUGGCGGGGAUGAUGUCCACUUGUGCAUCGGAUUCCCCCCUCUUGGGUCCAUCUGUGCAGAUGGAUGUGAAGAUCAGUCAUCCGAUACGUUUCGAGGUUGCAUCCCGGAAAACCGCAUUCCCACCAAGUUCAUUCCUCCGAAACAGCUACCCACUGUGGCUCAGUUCUGCCAGUAUACUCUCCUCGAGCCGUCUCCACCGCCGCCUACCGUGGAGUCGAACUCAUCAGCUAAAGCUCCAUGGAGUCGAUGUUACUCUUUGUGUCACCACGGCUCAGCCUUCUGGGGCGUUGAACAUAUUCACAAGUUACUCCAAAGCCCAUGGAUUAUUCGCGCCUCUAAAGGACAGUACGAUGAAUGACGCACAACUGUCCGCACUCCCUCAACCUCAUGUGCUUCGGUGUCUUUUUUCCAUACAAUUCAGCAGCAAAAUGUGUCACUUGCUUGCUUAUGUGACUUUCAUGAGGUGUGCUCCAAAUUUGUGCGAGCAGAUUUUUCCGUGUGUUCUGUGAAUCAUAAUGAGUCUUUCCCAAAGGUGUUUCUUCCAUCAAAAGCGGUGC